Antrostomus carolinensis (chuck-will's-widow) is the source of this 1983-nucleotide messenger RNA. RefSeq names its product rhophilin Rho GTPase binding protein 2 (gene RHPN2). The annotation marks the transcript as partial. The record is from RefSeq and is a predicted model, not a curated record. NCBI's taxonomy places the organism in Eukaryota, Metazoa, Chordata, Aves, Caprimulgiformes, Caprimulgidae. Gene Ontology annotation, biological process: signal transduction; negative regulation of stress fiber assembly. Gene Ontology annotation, molecular function: protein binding. The transcript is spliced from 14 exons.
GGAUGUAAUCCUCUGGCUGAGACUGGUCGAAGCAAACUGCAAAAUCAAAGAGCUGUCCUAAACCAACAGAUCUUAAGAGCAGUAAGAAUGAGAGCUGGUGCUGAAAAUCUUUUAAGAGCAACCACCAACAACAAAGUACGAGAGCAGGUACUACUGGAACUGAGUUUCGUAAACUCAGACCUGCAGAUCUUAAAGGAGGAAUUGGAAGGACUUAAUAUUUCAGUAGAAGUUUAUCAAAGCACAGAAGAGACUUUCAGCAUUCCCUUGGUACCUCUUGGCCUGAAGGAAACCAAGGAAGUAGACUUUACACUUCCCCUCAAGGACUUUAUUCUGGAACAUUAUAGUGAAGACAGUUCUGAGUAUGAAGAUGAAAUAGCAGAUCUCAUGGAUCUGAGACAAGCCUGCCGCACUCCUAGCCGAGAUGAAGCUGGCAUUGAGAUGUUGAUGAGCUAUUUCCUUCAACUUGGUUAUGUAGAAAACAGAUUUUUCCCACCCACCAGGCACAUGGGAGUUUUAUUUACAUGGUACGAUUCCUUCACAGGUGUCCCAGUGUGUCAGCAAAAUCUGUUGAUUGAAAAAUCUAGUAUUUUAUUCAACAUUGGAGCCCUCUACACCCAGAUUGGAACAAGAUGCAAUCGUCAGACCCAGGCUGGACUUGAAAAAGCAGUUGAUGCUUUUCAGAGGGCUGCAGGAGUCCUCAGCUACUUAAAGGAGACCUUUACUCACACACCAAGUUAUGAUAUGAGCCCAGCAAUGCUGAAUGUACUAGUAAAAAUGAUGCUUGCACAAGCUCAGGAGUGUGUUUUUGAGCAGAUUGGUCUUCCUGGAAUACGCAAUGAGUUUUUCACACUAGUGAACAUGACACAGGAAGCUGCCAAGGUGGGAGAGGUUUACAUGCUGGUUAACACUGCAAUGAAUCAGGAACCAGUGAAAGAGAAUAUCCCCUAUUCCUGGUCUAAACUGGCACAAAUAAAGUCAGACCAUUACAAAGCUCUGGCACAUUACUUCAUUGCCACCAUUCUGUGUGACCAUGAAUUGCAGUCCGGCGAUGACGAAGAUCAGCAGGAGAAAGCCUUGUCCCAGUUGUAUGACCACAUGCCUGAAGGACUGAUGGUUCUCACCGUUUUAAAGGACAAAGUUCAGAGAAAACAACUAGGGAAAGCGCAUUUACGCCAAGCCAUUGUUUACCAUGAAGAAGCUCUAAGAGUCUGUGGUCUGUGCAAAAAGCUUCGAAACAUCGAUGUUCUGCAGGAGGUUCUGACAGCUGCACAUAAGCGCUCACUUCUCAAAUAUGCUCAGCAAGAGACAGAAGAUGACUUUCUCAGUCUAAUCCAGGCUCCAGAUAUCCUCCCUAAAACAGAGCAUAAAAUAGAAACAAUUGCUCCUCAGUUUUCAAAGGUGAAAGUUAAAGACUUCUUCCACAGGCUGGGCCCACUGACAGUGUUCUCAGCCAAGCAGAGAUGGACGGCUCCACGUACCAUUCACAUCCACCGUGAAGCAGGAAAGUUAGGAUUCAGUCUGAAAGGAGGUUCACCAGUACAGAUUUAUUGUCUCGAUCCAGUUUGUUCUGCAGCAUCGAUGGGCCUAAAAGAAGGUGACUACAUUGUUUCAGUUGGUGGCAUGGAUUGCAAGUGGCUUGGAGUGAAUGAGGUGCUGGAAAAAUUCCAAAGCAUGGGAGAGCAGCCCAUUGAGAUUGAGGUUAUCAGUUGCCAGGAUACAGCGGCAUCUAUGCAUAGUAAGAGUGCAACUUACUCUGUGGGAAUGCAGAAGACCUAUUCCUUAAUCUGUUUAGCCAUGGAAGAGGAUAAGAUUGAUCAGACCAAGAAAGCCCCACUAAAACUGCCGUUUCUGAGUUGGGGAACUAAAAAUAGACAGAAAGCUGCAAGCACCCUUUGCCUUCCUUCAGCUGUGGCUGGAAGUUCUCAGAUUAAGAAGAAGCUUUCUCCCUUCACGCUUCUGAAUACAGAAAGUUCAUUGUACUGA